Acanthopagrus latus (yellowfin seabream) is the source of this 1788-nucleotide messenger RNA. RefSeq names its product eukaryotic translation initiation factor 4E family member 1c (gene eif4e1c). The coding region runs from base 110 to 742 and encodes 210 amino acids. NCBI's taxonomy places the organism in Eukaryota, Metazoa, Chordata, Actinopteri, Spariformes, Sparidae. Gene Ontology annotation, cellular component: eukaryotic translation initiation factor 4F complex; cytoplasm. The record is from RefSeq and is a predicted model, not a curated record. Gene Ontology annotation, biological process: translational initiation. Gene Ontology annotation, molecular function: RNA 7-methylguanosine cap binding; translation initiation factor activity. The transcript has 7 exons.
CUUUGAAAUCACCCACCUCUAAACGGGACCUAGGCGGCUUCCGUAGGAGUGCGAGUGGUUGGAGUGUGACGCAGAAGCGCUGAACGGGCAGAACAUUUCUACUGUCAAGAUGGCGACAUCGGAGCCGAAAGCAGCUGAAACUGAAGAUCAACCGACCGACAGCCAAGUCGUUGCAAAUCCUGAGCAGUAUAUCAAGCACCCCUUGCAAAACAGAUGGGCCCUGUGGUAUUUCAAAAAUGACAAGAGCAAAAGCUGGACAGAGAACCUGCGUCUCAUUUCCAAGUUUGACACAGUGGAGGACUUUUGGGCAUUAUACAACCACAUACAGCAACCAAGCAAACUUGGCUUUGGCUGUGAUUAUUGUUUAUUUAAGGAUGGGAUCAAGCCGAUGUGGGAGGACGACAGGAACAAGCUGGGGGGUCGAUGGCUGAUGACUCUCAAUAAACAACAGAGACACAACGACCUUGACCGCUUCUGGAUGGAGACGCUCUUGUGUUUAGUGGGUGAGUCGUUCGAUGAGGCAAGCGAAGAUGUGUGUGGAGCCGUGGUCAACGUCAGACCCAAAGGUGACAAAAUAGCCAUCUGGACAAGCAACUGCCAAAACAGGGACGCCAUUAUGACGAUAGGGCAAAAUUAUAAAGAGCGCCUGAACAUCCCCACCAAAGCCAUGAUCGGCUACCAGUCACAUGACGACACAUCCAGCAAGAGUGGAUCCACCACCAAGAACAUGUACUCCGUUUGAACCCCCCCUCCCCCUCAAGUCGCUGUAGAUUUAAACAAUUACCAAACCGCAUCAUCACAAUAAUAAUUUUUGAGUUGUCAACUAUUGUAGUGUCUUUUCCUUUUAUUAAAGACAGAUUUGUUCAUAGUGUGUACAGUUGGAGCUCCCCCCCCAACGUGAGAAAUUAGUAACACAUAGGGAGAAAAAGGAGAAGAGUAUUUGGCUCAAGAUGUCAGAAGUGAGCAAGAGAACACAAAUGAUUUACUUUUAGAGUUGAAGAUUUCUGUGAUUAAUACCGGUGACCUCCCCUAGCUUAGCUAAGAAAGAGCUUUUUUUUUCAGUAAUAAAUGGCUUGGAGUUGAAAAGGAAACUUAACUAUUCAGCCUUGUGUUUUUUUUCUCAUGCCGAGUUCUCACUCCUUUACAGAAAGUGUUUCUCACCUCACAGGAAAAGAUGCUAGGCAACUUAUUGUUUGACAGAACAAAUUUUAAGGGCAAUUUUAACUUGAUUUAUCCACAAGUGUUAAGCAUGAAUUAUCUACAGUAUCUUAAAGGUGUGUGAAAGCCGUGGCCGCACCCCAACAUGUAGGGUUUGGAUUUAAGGCCACUCGUUGUUUCAGCGAUGCUGGAAUUGUGGAAUAUUGCUUGUAGUACCUUUAUGAACCUUUUUCUUCCCCUUACAUUUAUUUAUAAUGUAUGCAUUGCAGUUGAACUUCUUAGUUGAAAGACAACCAUGAAACUUGUGUUUUUUUUUUUCAAAUUGUUAUUUUUUUUCUUCUCUUUUUUGUUAUUAAAGUUAACAAUGUGGACUACUGCAUAUAGAUGACAUUUUUUACAGUGUACCAUACAGUAAAGAUGCUGACAGAAUUAGGUGUGCUUUUCACUGUCUUCUUCCUAACACAAACUGUAGAUAAUGUCACACUCCUCUCUUGGUUGAUGCAAAGGAAAGAUGAUAUUCAUUGUGAAAUGAUUUUGCUCAUAAUGUAUCUUUAUUAUCUGUAAUUCCAGGAUGUAUAUUACCUUCUUUCAAGUAAAGGUUAAGUGCUUUGCAUUAAAACCAGAACCUCA